UUCCUGGUUAAAACAAAAACAUAUGGGGCAAUCUAGAGAAUUAGCCGAAUUAAGGGGGAUCAACUUGCGAUAAAUCCCUUUUCCUUGUUCGAUUGAAUUCCCCUUUCCUACAAAGCAAAUCCUACGCGCAAAGAUUAGUGUUCAGUAACUAUUUGUGUCACCUGAUUGGAUCGUGCUAUCCAGUCUCCAAACUUGCUCGUUCUUAAUUACACCAAAGCCAACUUAACCAAUAUUUUUCUUCCAUCCAGUUGGUUUGUUUCUCCUCUAAUUGGCUCGUUUACUCGCAGAAUUAGUUGCCAACUCGUUCGUCCAGCCUAACCCUAAGUCGUCUCACGCGCCGAUGAAGAACGGUCUCGAGGUGUUAGACUUUAAGGAGGAAAGCGAGAUAUCGGAAUUGGCAGCUGAUAAAUACUUGAGCAAAUUGAAAAACCCUAAUAUGGAUGACCCCGCAACUCUGAAACACCAGUUUCUCGAAUUCGUAAUUCUUUUACAUUUCCUUCAAGUUGCCCAAGGUGCUGCUAUUCAGAGAAAGGAAAUGGACGAUGUUCCUUCCAUAGAUGUUGAUGCAAUUGGUGGUGAUUGUAGUUUUGAUGGUGCUGCACCAGCUGGUCUGUUGGGUACUGGUGAAAAAGGAUUUGUCUUAAAGGAAGGAAAUAUUGAGCCGGAUGUUUCCCCAGCGUCAAAGUCUAUGUAUUCUGAACAACAGGCAGACUUAGAAAAAGAUAGCCUUGAGCCUAGAAGUACCUUUCCUGAAUUGGAGUUAAGAGAUUCAUGUUCUGAAGCACCUUCACCUGGGAAUAUACAAUUAAACUGUGCCCUUUCUAAUUCUGCAUUAAUUAAUGAGCCAGUUGAUCUGUCUUUAGAUGCUAAUGAAAGCAUGAGUGAAGGAUGUCCGUCAAGUCCUGCGUCAGAUGUAGUAGAUGACGAUGAUGUUUCUUUGAAUGGCAACGUGUCAGAUCAUUGCAUUGGCAAUAUCCCUGUGGAUAACAUAGACAGGACAAUUGUUAUAUGUUCGGAUUAUGUUCUUUAUCAAGAUAAUUAUUAUACAGGGAUGUCAGUCUUUUUUUCUCCUAGUGGCAUCAAAAUUGAGGGCUCAACUGUGAGCGAACACCAAGGGACCUUUUGUUUUGAAAGGGGAAUUGAUGAUAUUAUUAAUAUCGAUUGUCAGUGGUUCCAAAGGGUUGGAAAUGUGACAGUCAAUCUGAAAGUCCUAUCAAAGGUUGCGGUAGAGGCUGAGAACACAUGUGGUACUUCAGCUGUUGAGGAGAUAAAGUUUGCUCUUAUUGACCCCAAAUGGUCUGAUAAACAGGAAGUGAUCAUCUCAUUAAAUUUUAAAUACCCGGGCAUAUGGAAUAUUGUGCUUGAUCCACUGACAGGAAUAGAUGGAGAUGAUUCACUUGUGCAAAAGUCUUAUUUUCCCAAUUUUGAUGAGCCUUUUGAGGAGGUCAUAUAUCCGGCAGGUGAUUUUGAUGCAGUUUCCAUUAGCAAGAGAGAUGUUGAUCUGUUACAACCAGAGACAUUCAUCAAUGAUACGAUCAUUGACUUCUACAUCAAGUAUCUGAAGAAUCAGAAACCUGAGGAAAGGCAAAGAUUCCAUUUUUUUAACAGUUUUUUCUUUCGGAAACUUGCUGAUCUUGACAAAGAUCCAUCCAGUAUUUCAGACGGCAGGGCUGCUUUCCUGCGUGUUCAUAAAUGGACAAGGAAAUUGGAUAUGUUUGGAAAAGAUUACAUAUUUAUUCCUAUAAAUUUCAAUCUUCACUGGAGUUUGAUAGUCAUAUGCCAUCCUGGUGAAGUGGCUGGUUUUAAAGAUGAAGACUUGGACAAGUCAUCCAAGGUACCAUGCAUAUUGCAUAUGGAUUCUAUCAAAGGAAAUCAUGCAGGUCUCAAAAAUCUUGUCCAAAGUUACCUUUGGGAAGAGUGGAAAGAGAGGCACAAGGAGACAUCUGAAGAUCUUUCUUCAAAAUUCUUGAAUCUGCGUUUUGUCUCACUUGAGCUUCCACAGCAGGAGAAUUCAUUUGAUUGUGGCCUGUUUCUACUCCACUAUCUGGAGCUCUUCCUAGCUGAAGCUCCUCCUAACUUCAAUCCAUUCAAAAUAACCAAGUUCUCUAACUUUCUUAAUUUGAGUUGGUUUCCACCUACUGAGGCAUCUCUGAAGCGCACUCUAAUCCAGAAGUUAAUUUUUGAACUCCUAGAGAUUCGUUCUCAGGAAAUCAGUUCAUCUGAUUGCAGUGAUGAACAUCAUUCUUCUAAAUCUCCAGAAAAGAUUGAAAAUGAAAAUGGUGUGGAGUUUAUUUCAGAGAGUUUCAGCCCAGAAGUAGCUUGUCAUGGAAAUUUAGAUUCCCAAGCGGGCCAAGGGAUUGAAAUGACUCUUCUAGCAUCAUCUUCUAUGAGAAAUAUGGAGAGUGUUAAUAAUUCUGGCUUGGUUGUUAGGGAGUUCUUCGAGUCAGGAGUUACAGCAGGAUCUUUGCUUGGACGAUUUCCAUCUUUUGUCCAGCAGCCAUCAUAUUACAAUAUGAAUGGGGCUAUAUCACCAAGAGAGCAAGAAGAUGUGCAAACUGGUCAACAAUUUGUUUAUUUAGCUUCUGGAGAAACUGGUUUUCUGCAGCUCACUGGAAUUACACCUCAAGCCUGUGAAGUUCCAUAUCCAUCGAGAGGUUUUGUCAUGGGCAGUUCGCGGAGUCAUGGAAUUUCCAUGCAAGGAGAGCAUGAAGUUGACACAUCGCUUGAAACAUCUAGUGCCUCUCAUGAUGAUGAUGAUGAUAAUGACGACGAUGAUGUUGGGAUCGUUGAAAAGAACCCCAUUGACAUUGAGGAUAAUGUAGAUCCAAUUCAAAAACAGGAUACAGAUCAGGAACAAUCUCAGUUUGUGGAAAAUGUUGAGCUUCCGAAGAAAGGUUUCAUGUAUGCCUCCAUUGAAGUACUGGGGACUUUCAUCACUGAAGUUCCUGGACCUUCUGAGGACACUGACAAGAUUCACGAUAGCACUGAGGAUGCAGACCUUCUCUCCAAAGAUAAUUUGCCUGUAUUCUUGCAUCAGAAUCGUGGUGCAGAUCAGGAUCCCGAACUGGUUGAAAAGAAUGCUGAAAUGGUUGAAAACAAUGAGGCCAGAGGUGAUGAUGUGCAAAUGAUUGGUGACCUUCCCUCCCAAGAUAUUUCAACUGUAUCGUUGCAUAAAAAUCCCAGUAUGGUGUUGAACCAGGUGAAUCAGGAUUCUGAACUCAUUGAAAAGAACUCUGAAACAGUUGAAAAUGAUGCUAGAGCUGAUGAUGUGCAAAUGAUCGGUGAUGACCUGUCCCAAGAUAAUUCAACUGUAUUACCACAUCAAAAUCCCAGUGUGCUGUUGAACCAAUUGGAUCAGGAUCUUGAACUGGUUGAAAGCAAGGAGGCCAGAGGUGAUGCUGUGCAAAUGAUUGGUGAUGACCUUCCGUCUGAAGAUAAUUCAACUUUAUUGUUGAAUCAAAAUCCUGGUAUGGGGGUGAAACAUUUAGAUCAGGAUUCUGAAGUGGUUGAGAACAAGGACUCAGGUGAUGAUCUGUCAGCAGAAAUAGCCGGACAACCAGCUGCAAAAAGGAUACGGCUCACGCCUUCCCUUGACGAAAAAGCGGACUCAUAGGAAAGCCUGUCAAUAGGGGACAUAUUUGUUCGUAAGUAGGAGUGUAGGACUGGAUGGAGUUUGUCUUCCACUGUAUAUUCCGGGAAUCCAAAUCUCACUAUUUAUGUAUGUGCGAUGCUGUGAAUAGUGUUGGUGGGCUGUAUGUUGAUUUAUGACUGGGAAGGAGGAUGGGGGCAGUGGGAUGAUUGUUUUGGAUAGAUUUUCUUGCUUUUAUAUCUUAUAAACAAUUUAACAAUAUUCUGUAGGUGAAGUACUAAAUUUUUACUUUUUAGGUGAUCAGGGUUUAAAUUUCAUCAUCCUCAAGCACUAAAAUAAGUUAACGAAAUUUCUUGUCUGG
Durio zibethinus is the source of this 3950-nucleotide messenger RNA. NCBI's taxonomy places the organism in Eukaryota, Viridiplantae, Streptophyta, Magnoliopsida, Malvales, Malvaceae. The record is from RefSeq and is a predicted model, not a curated record.